Molecule: messenger RNA, 1472 nt
Organism: Paramecium sonneborni
Lineage: Eukaryota; Ciliophora; Oligohymenophorea; Peniculida; Parameciidae
Source: the annotation of a GenBank genome assembly
AUGCAAUCUUCAACUUUAGCUUCUGAAUAAUUUGGAACUCUAUAUUAAAGUAAUUAUUCAACUACAGCUAACUCUUCUAGUUCUGCUAAUAGUUUUAGUGGUGGAUCCCAUUUUUUUAAUAAAAAACAAAGAGGACCAGUUGGAGGAAAUACUUUUUAUGCAACAAAUACCAUUCAUUAACGACAACAUACAAAUCCUUAUGAAUAAUAUGCAUAAGUUGGAUUUACAUCAUAAGAAUAAGGAACCUUAUUGAGAUUUGGAGAGUUUAAUGAAAGAAACACACAUAUAGCUCCUUCAGUUAUGCAUAUGGGAUAAGGUAGUUCUUUCAAUAUUCAUGAAUAAUCAAGCUCACAAUUUAGUUCAUAUAAACUUAGCCAUUAAUUUUCAUCAUAAAAUAUAUAAUAAAAUUAACCAGUUAGUGAAAGUUACAACUAAAUUUUCACUUUUAAAAAUUGGUCAACAACUCCACGAACUGAAGAUUUAGCUAUAUUGUAGGCUUUACUAAAAUAUAAUCCACUAAAUAGACCAUAUUUCACAGAUUAGCAUAAAUAUAUUUUGAUGAUAUGUAGAAAUCAUUAUAAGACAUUGCCUUACGCUCUUUAAAUAUUUUUGAUGGCAAUAGAAUGGGAUGAUCCUGAAUAAGUUAGGGAAGCCCAUAAUAUGAUAAAAUUAUGGACUCCUUUACCUCCUGAAGAUGCACUACCAUUAUUAGAUGCUCCAUUUGCUGAUGAAACUGUUAGAUUGUAUGCUGUAGAGAGAGUCAGCAUUUUAUCUGAUGAUGAACUGUAAUUAUAUAUGUUAGAAUUAACUUAAUGCUUAAUGUUUGAGAAACAUCUUUUCAAUCAAUUAGCAGAGAUGUUAUUAGAAAAAAGUCUUUAAAAUCCUUGGGUUGUUGGUCAUUAGUUAUUUUGGUUGCUUAAAGUAUAAUUACAUGUAAGGCCAUCUUAUGAAAGAUAUUCUCUUAAAUUAGAACAAUUACUGAUGCUUUGUGGUGAAUUCAGAUAAUAAUUAAUGAAUGAAGUCUUAGUUGACAAUGAACUUUAUAAUAUUGCAUAAAAAGUUAAAGAGGAAAAUAUUCCAAAAGAUAAUAGGGUUUCAUUUUUACAAGCUGAAUUACAUUAACUAUACCCUAAACUACCAAAACCAUUUUCAUUGGCAUUAGAUUCAAGAAUGGAAGCUUAAUAAUUCCAAAUGAGUGAAUGUUAAGUAAUGGAUUCUAAAAAAAUGGUUAAUGGUUAUCAGUAAUUCCUUAUUACAUUGAAGAUGAUGAAGACUUAUUGAUAGCUUAACCCUAAAAGAUUGUCAAAGCAAGUGAAGAUGGUUUUAUCUAAAUAAAUAUGAUAUCUGAAGAUGUUAAAUAAGGAAAAGAUGCCAAAGAUCAUACUAAUGAUUAAUAAAAUAAUAACUCAAAUAAGCAACACUUUUAAAAAUAAUCUUUAAAACUGGCGAUGAUUUUAUAUAAGAUAUGUUGA